Molecule: messenger RNA, 1612 nt
Organism: Meriones unguiculatus (Mongolian gerbil)
Lineage: Eukaryota; Metazoa; Chordata; Mammalia; Rodentia; Muridae
Product: collagen alpha-1(I) chain-like
Exons: 7
Coding region: 62-1396 (444 amino acids)
Source: RefSeq, a predicted model, not a curated record
GCACGGGAAAAGGUAGGGGCUGGCGCCGGGGAGCAGGCCCGGGGGGCAGCGGGGCCGCCCCAUGCCCUGGUUUCCCGUCCCCCCGCAGCUCGUCUGGGACUUGGAGCUGCUGGCUGGGGCGGGGCUGGGCCUCUUCUGGCCCCCCUGCGCCAGCGUCUAUGGCCUGAGGGACCGGCCUGCGUGGAGCCAGCGCGGGGCGGGGGAUCUGGACUGCGAGCCGCUGACUGCCGCGCCGCGCCCUCCACGCCAGGCUGGGGAGGCCCCGAGUGAGAGCCGCGGGAGCCUAACGGGGAGGCCGGCCACCCCCGCUCUGGAUGACGCCAGGAGCCAGACGAGCCUCGUCAGACCUACACAGGCUGGGCCUGGGGCCCCAGCAGGAGCGGGUCCAGCAGCCACCGGAGCAGCCGGGCCUGGAGCUGGCUGCGAACACCCCGCCGGCGGCCGUGCUCUCGAGGAGCCGGGAGACGCCGACCUGAAGGACGGAGGCGGCGAGGACGAGGGGAGCGGAGCAGAGCUGAACCCUCAGAGCUCGCGCGGGCAGACCCCCGGAAGCCCGCCCGGGGAAGGGCAGCAGGCCCGGCAGGGCCAGGAAUUAGAGACCCCUUGGUUUGGGAAAAGCAGCAAUUCCGAAGUCCGCGGGGCAGUUCCGGGAGGAGCGGCAGCCUGGCGCCAGGAAGAGGGCCGCCCUGGGGACCCCUGCAGGGCCCCGGGAGAGCCGACCCCCCAGCGGGGGGAAGACGGGCCACCGGGCGUCCGGGCUGGCAGCAGCCAGCGGCCCCCGGCAGCGGCUGCCCGCGAAGGGGAGCGGGCUCCCGUCCCCGCCGAGCUUCCCGGGCCGCCCAGGCCCCGAGGCCCGGAAGGCAGGACGCUGGCCCCUGGGGCGCCGAAGAACCGAGAGCAGCGCGGCCCCGGGGACCCCAGGCCCUCUAAGGCCGCGUGGCCGGCACCCGGGAGCAGGGAAGCGACGCCGGCCGGCGCCCAACAGGAGGCUCUGCAGCGGCUGCUGGAUGUGUACUGCACAGCCAGGAGGCGGCGGCGGCGGGACCGGGAGCGGCAGCGGCUGCGGGUCCUGGGACGCCUCCGCGUGGUCGCGAACCACCACCGCCGAGUUCACCCGCUGGGGCUCCCUUCCAGUGCGACUCUGACGGCGCCACAGGCAAGAGCCCGGGGUCCUGCCCCGAGGGGACGGCAGCAGCCAGCAGGGUGGGGGGGGGCAGCACCCUGCUGGCCGCACCCGGCCGCUCAGAGCUCGUGCCGCCCAGGAGGACGCCGCGGGACGGCGACGAGCCGUGCGAGAGCGUCUGGAGCAGGUGCACCGUGGCAGGACUCAGCAGCUGCGGGCACUCGGGGCCAGGAACACCCAGAGCUUUCGGGAUCUGCUGUCCCCUGGCGCUGAGAAGCCUGCUCCUGGAGAAUAGCGCCCACCCCUCCCAGCCUGCCGGUCCUUUGCUGCGUCGCCAUGGAGAUGUGGCGCUGGUGGUUAAGGCUGACGGUGACCCAGGCGUGAGGUAGUUUCAGAAAGACCCAGAGGGAAGCAUUAUUGAGAGCAGGGAGAACAGAAUCCCCUGCUCGCGCAUGCACACACAGACACACACCGCAAUGAGGCUCCACC